AUAUGCGUGAAUGUAUCUCCAUCCACGUGGGCCAGGCUGGUGUCCAGAUCGGCAAUGCUUGCUGGGAGCUCUACUGUCUCGAACAUGGCAUCCAGCCUGAUGGGCAGAUGCCCAGUGACAAGACCAUUGGGGGAGGAGACGACUCCUUCAACACAUUCUUCAGUGAGACGGGUGCUGGCAAGCAUGUCCCCAGGGCAGUCUUUGUGGACUUAGAGCCAACAGUGAUUGAUGAAGUGCGCACAGGAACCUAUCGCCAACUCUUCCACCCUGAACAGCUCAUCACUGGCAAAGAAGAUGCUGCCAACAACUAUGCACGAGGCCACUACACCAUUGGCAAGGAGAUAAUUGACCUGGUUCUGGAUAGGAUCAGGAAGCUGGCUGACCAGUGCACAGGUCUCCAGGGCUUCCUGGUCUUCCACAGCUUUGGUGGUGGCACUGGCUCUGGUUUUACUUCCUUGCUGAUGGAGCGCCUGUCCGUUGACUACGGCAAGAAGUCCAAGCUGGAGUUCUCCAUCUACCCAGCCCCUCAAGUCUCCACGGCUGUCGUUGAGCCCUACAACUCCAUCCUGACCACCCACACGACCUUGGAGCAUUCUGACUGUGCCUUCAUGGUAGACAAUGAGGCCAUCUAUGACAUCUGCCGCAGGAACCUUGACAUCGAGCGCCCCACCUACACCAAUCUGAACAGGUUGAUAGGUCAGAUUGUGUCCUCCAUCACAGCCUCCCUCCGGUUUGAUGGUGCCCUGAAUGUUGAUCUGACAGAAUUCCAGACCAAUUUGGUGCCCUAUCCUCGCAUCCAUUUCCCUCUGGCCACCUAUGCCCCAGUCAUCUCUGCUGAGAAAGCUUAUCACGAACAGCUCUCUGUAGCGGAGAUCACCAAUGCUUGCUUUGAGCCAGCCAACCAGAUGGUAAAAUGCGACCCUCGCCACGGUAAAUACAUGGCCUGCUGCCUAUUGUACCGUGGUGACGUUGUUCCCAAAGACGUCAAUGCUGCUAUUGCCACCAUCAAGACCAAGCGCACAAUCCAGUUUGUGGACUGGUGCCCCACAGGUUUCAAGGUUGGUAUCAACUACCAGCCCCCCACAGUGGUCCCUGGAGGCGACCUGGCCAAAGUGCAGCGUGCCGUCUGCAUGCUGAGCAACACCACGGCCAUCGCUGAGGCCUGGGCUCGCCUGGACCACAAGUUUGACCUGAUGUAUGCCAAGCGUGCCUUUGUCCACUGGUACGUAGGGGAGGGGAUGGAGGAAGGGGAGUUCUCAGAAGCUCGGGAAGACAUGGCUGCCCUAGAGAAGGAUUAUGAAGAGGUGGGUGUGGAUUCUGUUGAAGGAGAGGGUGAAGAGGAAGGAGAGGAAUACUAAAGUAAAAUGUCACAACGGUGCUGCUCUUACAGGGAAUUUCAAGCUAUUUAACAAUAUUCACGUUCUGGUCUGAUCGGUUAAUUUAUGUACCAGUGUAAAUUCCGAUACAUUUGUUUGCCCUACAAUAACUGAUCUGUGCUUUAAAACAUGAACAUUUGUAUUACAGACCCAAAACGUCCAACAAUGUUAUGGGUUUGUGAAUAAAAGGCAUUCCCUGUCCUAGA
Molecule: messenger RNA, 1582 nt
Organism: Euleptes europaea (tarantolino)
Lineage: Eukaryota; Metazoa; Chordata; Lepidosauria; Squamata; Sphaerodactylidae
Product: tubulin alpha-1A chain
Exons: 4
Coding region: 3-1358 (451 amino acids)
Biological process (GO): microtubule cytoskeleton organization; mitotic cell cycle
Cellular component (GO): microtubule; cytoplasm
Molecular function (GO): GTP binding; structural constituent of cytoskeleton
Source: RefSeq, a predicted model, not a curated record